Messenger RNA from Aplysia californica (California sea hare), 1284 nucleotides. Its product is annotated as serine-rich adhesin for platelets-like. NCBI's taxonomy places the organism in Eukaryota, Metazoa, Mollusca, Gastropoda, Aplysiida, Aplysiidae. The record is from RefSeq and is a predicted model, not a curated record. Bases 1 to 1284 code for a protein of 427 amino acids. The transcript has 2 exons.
AUGUCAUCUAGUGACUCCACAUACCAACCGAUGUCAUCCGAUGACUCCACAUACCAACCGAUGUCAUCCAGUGACUCCACAUACCAGCCAAUGUCAUCCAGUGACUCCACGUACCAACCGAUUUCAUCUAGUGACUCCACACCACUGCAAAUGUCAUCCAGUGACUCCACAUACCAACCAAUGUCAUCUAGUGACUCCACACAACUACAAAUGUCAUCCAGUGACUCCACACCCCUACCAAUGUCAUUUAGUGACUCCACAUACCAGCCAAUGUCAUCCAGUGACUCCACAUACCAACCAGUGUCACCUACUGACUCCACAUCCCAUUCGAUGUCAUCUACUGACUUCACACCGCUACAAAUGUCAUCUAGUGACUCUACACCACUACAAAUGUCAUCCAGUGACCCAACAUCUCAACCGAUGUCAUCCAGUGACUCCACACCACUACAAAUGUCCUCCAGUGACUCCACAUACCAACCGAUGUUAUCUAGUGACUCUACACCACUACAAAUGUCAUCUAGUGACUCCACCUCACUACAAAUGUCAUCCAGUGACUCAACACCUCACCCGAUGUCAUCUAGUGACUCCACAUACCAAUCGAUGUCUUCCAGUGACUCCACACCUCAACAAAUAUCAUCUAGUGACUUAACACCUCAACCGACGUCAUCCAGUGACUCCACAUACCAGCCAAUGUCAUCCAGUGACUCCACAUACCAACCGAUAUCAUCUAGUGACUCCACACCACUUCAGAUGUCAUCUAGUGACUCCACACACCAAUCAAUGUCAUCUAGUGACUCAACUCCUCAACCGAUGUCAACCAGUGACUCCACAGCACAGCCGAUGUCAUCUAGUGAUUCGACUCUACCACCAAUGUCAUCUAGUGACUCCACAUACCAGCCAAUGUCAUCCAGUGACUCCACAUACCAACCGAUAUCAUCUAGUGACUCCACACCACUUCAGAUGUCAUCUAGUGACUCCACACACCAAUCAAUGUCAUCUAGUGACUCAACUCCUCAACCGAUGUCAACCAGUGACUCCACAGCACAGCCGAUGUCAUCUAGUGAUUCGACUCUACCACCAAUGUCAUCUAGUGACUCCACACCACUACAAAUGUCAUCCAGUGACUCCACACCACUUCAGAUGUCAUCUAGUGACUCCACACCCCAACCAAUGUCAUCCAGUGACUCCACAGCGCAGCCGAUGUCAUCCAGUGACUCCACAUACCAGCCAAUGUCAUCUAGUGAUUCGACUCUCCCACCAAUGUCUUCUACCAAUGUCAUCUAG